This is a messenger RNA of Petromyzon marinus (sea lamprey), 522 nucleotides long. RefSeq names its product signal recognition particle 9 (gene SRP9). Gene Ontology annotation, cellular component: signal recognition particle, endoplasmic reticulum targeting. Gene Ontology annotation, biological process: SRP-dependent cotranslational protein targeting to membrane; negative regulation of translational elongation. The record is from RefSeq and is a predicted model, not a curated record. Lineage: Eukaryota; Metazoa; Chordata; Hyperoartia; Petromyzontiformes; Petromyzontidae. Gene Ontology annotation, molecular function: 7S RNA binding.
AAAGGGAGUGCUACCCCUGAGGAACAUGGCCGCCAUGUCUUGCACGCAGCGGUGACGUUGCACAAGGAGCGAGGCAGCGGCAGAGCACGAGGAGGAACCUCGCGAGCAGCACGCAGCGAGCACGGUGUCUCCCCGUGUCUCCACAAUGACGUUUGUGCGCUGCUGGGAGGAGUUCACUCGCUCUGCCGAGAAACUCUGCAGUUCCAAUCCCAUGAAGGUGCGUGUGGUGGUGAAGUAUAGACAUUGUGCUGGACACCUGUCAAUCAAGGUGACAGACGACGUCGUGUGCCUGCAGUUCGAGACGGACCAGGCUCAGGAUGUGAAGAAAGUGGAAAAAUUCCACGGCCAGAUCAUGAGGUUGAUGGUGGCCAAAUGAGAAAGACACCAAGACACUCACACAGACACUCAUUCAGACACUUACACUCACUCAUGCACUCACUCACGCAGACACUCGCACACUCGUUCACACACUUACACUCACUUAGACACCCACUCACACAGACACUUAGACACCCACUCACA